This is a messenger RNA of Colletotrichum acutatum, 834 nucleotides long. Its product is annotated as N-glycosylation protein-domain-containing protein. The record is from RefSeq and is a predicted model, not a curated record. The transcript is spliced from 5 exons. Gene Ontology annotation, cellular component: endoplasmic reticulum membrane. Bases 1 to 834 code for a protein of 277 amino acids. Gene Ontology annotation, biological process: protein N-linked glycosylation; cellular response to oxidative stress. Lineage: Eukaryota; Fungi; Ascomycota; Sordariomycetes; Glomerellales; Glomerellaceae.
AUGGCACCCCUCGCGCGCGCCGUCUCAAAUCACCACCUCCAGCACCAACACCACCACACAAACGGCACCCCGAUCCCCACGAACGGCGUUCCUCCAGACCCAAACGCAGACGACACCACUUCCGGCCACCCGCCGCCCUACAACCCGGACCUCGUCUCCUCCUCCCUCCUCGAACCCCGCAUCGCCGUCGUCCUCAAUGUCCCCAAGCCGUGGCGGCCAUGGCUCUUCGCCUGUCGCCUUCUCUCCAUCGGCCCGGCCAUCUUUUGGGCCCUGCAGCCCGCCCUGACCCUCCUCGUUCAGAUCAUCCCCGUCGCCGUACCGGGGGGCAAGAAGGCUAUACCGUUCCCAUGGACUGAAAUGUCCCUGGGACUCAUGUGGUGCGGAGCUUCAGCGUACCUCUCCUUCUUCUUUAUAGACUGCCUGAUGUCACGAUGGCUCAUCAACUACACCCCACAAGCGACAAUCAUCCGCCUCCUAACAAUCAACUCCACAAACGCCUUCCUCACCGAACGAAUCCUCACAUUUUCAGGCGGCUUCGAGGACCCAAGACUCCUACUCCCCGGCUGGGUCACCAUAGCUACGACCCUUACGAUAGCAUACCACAUCACCCAACGAAGCAUAAACAUCCAAAAGGAAACCUCCACCUCGAUCAACAUCUUCUCCAUCGCCAGUUUCAUCAGCAUGAUCUCCCUCCUCGCCCACCUCCACUACAACGGCUCAGACUACCCCGAGAAGCCGUUCGAAUCCCUGGCCAGAUUCAUCCUGCAGCAGUUUGAGCGUGUUACCGGCGAGGCCAUCUUGCCUUCCUAUGCCCCUUCGCACAGCGAACUAUAG